GUAAACGUUUGCUCAGUAACAAGACAGACGGGUUCAUAUAAAUACAAGUAGGAGAGCUCGGACAGUAUAGUUCACGAGAUGGUUCGGCUGACAAUAGCUUGUGUUGCCUUCGGAGUUAUAGCUUGUGUUAGUGCUGCACCAGGAUAUGGUGGUAGCAAAGGAUUUGGUGGCGGCGGAGGGGGCGGCGGUGGCAUUGGAGGUGGUCACGGUGGUGGCUUCGGAGGAGGCGGUGGUAUAGGAGGAGGCCGUGGUGGCGGCUUCGGAGGCGGCGGUGGUGGCGGAGGUGGCCAUGGAGGUGGCUUCGGCGGCGGUGGUGGCGGAUUAGGACGUGGAUUAGGUUCCAGUUUAGGAGGCGGGCAUGGAGGCCAUGGAGGAGGAGGUCACAGCGGCGGAGGUUACGGUGGUUCAGGGGCGAGUGCUCAAGCCAGUGCCAGUGCCGGCGCCGGUGGUUACGGACACAAGGGAUACGGACGUUAAGGACGCCCUUUCAGCAACAAGCAGUUUUCUAGAAUUUUUUUCCGAUAUUUGUAAUUUUGUGAUAUAAAUUAAAAAUACUUCAUUUUA
Messenger RNA from Danaus plexippus (monarch butterfly), 564 nucleotides. RefSeq lists its product as uncharacterized. NCBI's taxonomy places the organism in Eukaryota, Metazoa, Arthropoda, Insecta, Lepidoptera, Nymphalidae. The record is from RefSeq and is a predicted model, not a curated record. The coding region runs from base 79 to 477 and encodes 132 amino acids. The transcript has 3 exons.